Molecule: messenger RNA, 727 nt
Organism: Zingiber officinale
Lineage: Eukaryota; Viridiplantae; Streptophyta; Magnoliopsida; Zingiberales; Zingiberaceae
Product: upstream activation factor subunit UAF30-like
Exons: 2
Coding region: 145-414 (89 amino acids)
Cellular component (GO): nucleus
Source: RefSeq, a predicted model, not a curated record
UGCAAAACGAAAAGAAAGCCAUACAACCGUCCGCAAUAGAUUUAGGUUUAGCCCUGCACCCUGAAUCAGACGGCUUCACUUCGGCAUCCUCUGAUCUUGCCCUGGUCUGUUGGCUAGGGUCUGGAAUCAGGGCAUCUCUUGGCGAUGGUGGUGGGACAGCUGGCGAGGAAGGCGACGCUGGGAGAGUGCCCCAAGAAGGUGGCGCGGCUGAUUGAUCUGGUCAAUCUGCCCUCCAACCUCCGGGAGUUCGCCGAUGGCCAGUCCCAGAUGUCCCCUCUCUCCUUCUUCAUCCGCGUCUGGUCUCAUAUCAAGACCCACAAUCUCCAGGUUUGGAUUUUAUUCGCUCCUACAUAUACUUGCGCAAUGACUAUCUCGACAUAUGCAAUACACCAAAUUCUUCACUUCCAUUCCUGAUGUUGAUGCACAAGUCUUUGCUCCUCAUUUGCCCACAACAUCAGUUUCCUUGAUUGAAGAGACUCACCACUGUUCUCCUUUCUUGUUGUUUAUGAACGUUCUUAAGGGAUUCAUUUAUCAUAUUUUGCAACAGUAUUGAAAAUGCUUUCUUUAUAAGGAACAAGUAAAUAGUGUGUAACUGAGCAAACUGAUGAUGCUGACAUAAAAAAGCAGUGUCUCAGUUAUUUGAUACCGUCAUGUUAAUUGAGGUUUUUAUGCCGCUACAAUUACCAAGUACUAUUAUCAGGAAAGUAUAUGCUUUCAGCACGUAUCA